AUGUCACUGGCUGUUCUACUCAACAAGGAAGAUAAGGACAUAUCUGAUUUUUCAAAGACCACUACAGGCAAGUCCGCUAGGAAGAACAGUAGUGAGAGAGUUGCCGAUGUGAGGCCCAUUAAAGUGGUAGAUAAGAAACAAGCGUAUCUGUCUCAACUGAACAGUGAGUUCAACCGCAUCAAGAGGAGGGACUCGAUAGAGCAACUUUAUCAGGACUGGAAAUUCAUUAAUCUUCAAGAAUUCGAGUUGAUAUCGGAAUGGAACCAACAAUCCAAGGACUGGCAGUUUGAUAACACUAAUGAUUCUCACGAUUUGCAUUUCAAAAAACUGUAUCGUGAUAUGAGUGUGAUCAAUAAAGAAUGGGCGGAAUACCAAUCUUUUAAAAAUGCAAAUUUAUCGGACAUAAUCAAUGAAAAGGACGUUGACGAAGAUGAAGACGAAGACGAAGACGAGCUAGAAGAUGGUGAGGAGGACAUGGAAGAAGAUGAGGGAGGUACUGGUAGACACGCAAAUGGGAAAACUAUGCGUGGGAAUGGUGUUCAAAGAUCGAGAAAGAAGGAUUCUGCUGCUGCCGUGGGGAAAGCUAUAAGGGUUGAUCAAAACCAUGCCGAUACCGUUGUAACUGUCGAUGAAGACGAAAACGAAGAUGAAAACAACGACGAAGACAACGAAAAUGGAAACAACAAUGACAACGACAAUGACAAUGACAAUGAUGAUGAGGAAGAAAAUGAAGAGGAGGAUGAAGAUGAAGACGAAAUGGAGGAUCUUGAUGAAGAGGAUUUUGCCGCUUUUGAAGAACAGGAUGACAAUGACGAUGAGGAUUUCAAUCCUGACGUCGAAAAAAGGAAAAAGAGAUCCUCCUCUUCUUCCUCAUCUACUAAACUGUCCAUGAACUCGCUAUCUCUAAUAACGUCCAAGAAAAUAAAUAAAAACAUCACCAUUAACAGCGAUAGGCCGAAGAUUGUACGUGAACUUAUCAAAAUGUGCAACAAGAACAAACAUCAAAAGAUCAAGAAGAGAAGGUUCACCAAUUGUAUCGUUACCGAUUACAACCCGAUCGAUUCGAAGUUGAACAUUAAGAUCACUUUGAAACAGUACCACGUUAAAAGGCUGAAGAAAUUGAUAAACGAUGCAAAAAGAGAGAGAGAAAGAGAAGAGGCAUUGAAGAACAAUGUCGGUUUAGAUGGUAAUGAUUUGGAUAAUGAUGAAGACGGAUCGGAAUCCCACAAGAGAAGGAAGUUAAGCAAUAAUAAUGUUAACGGUACCGACGAUGGUAAUAAGAGAAAGUUCAACACUAGACACGGGUUGCCCACUUACGGCAUGAAGAUGAACGCUAAGGAAGCCCGUGCUAUUCAGAGGCAUUACGACAAUACUUAUACAACUAUUUGGAAAGACAUGGCUCGUAAGGAUUCUACGAAGAUGUCAAGAUUAGUCCAACAAAUACAAUCUAUCAGAUCAACAAAUUUUAGGAAAACAUCCUCACUUUGUGCUAGAGAAGCCAAGAAAUGGCAAUCCAAGAACUUCAAACAAAUAAAGGAUUUCCAAACGAGGGCUAGAAGGGGUAUUAGAGAAAUGUCCAACUUCUGGAAGAAAAAUGAACGUGAAGAAAGAGAUCUAAAGAAGAAAAUAGAAAAGGAGGCCAUGGAACAGGCAAAGAAGGAAGAAGAGGAAAAGGAAUCCAAAAGACAAGCCAAAAAACUGAACUUUUUGCUAACCCAGACAGAACUGUAUUCGCAUUUCAUUGGAAGGAAAAUCAAAACAAACGAAUUGGAGGGGAACAAUGUUUCCAAUAAUGAUUCUGAAAACCAGAAAAAUAUUGACAUUUCAGCCUUGGCUCCGAACAAGAAUGAUUUUCAUGCUAUUGAUUUUGAUAACGAAAACGAUGAACAGUUGAGACUAAGAGCUGCGGAAAAUGCUUCUAAUGCAUUGGCAGAAACGAGGGCGAAAGCGAAACAAUUUGAUGAUCAUAGCAAUGCACAUGGAGGAGAAGAGGAGGAAGAUGAAUUAAAUUUCCAAAACCCAACUUCUUUGGGUGAAAUAACCAUCGAGCAGCCUAAGAUUUUGGCGUGUACUUUGAAAGAAUACCAGCUGAAGGGUUUGAAUUGGUUGGCUAACCUUUAUGAUCAGGGUAUCAACGGUAUCUUGGCAGACGAAAUGGGGUUGGGUAAAACAGUACAAUCUAUUUCCGUUCUAGCUCAUUUGGCGGAGAACCAUAAUAUUUGGGGACCUUUUUUGGUGGUCACACCUGCUUCCACUCUACAUAACUGGGUUAACGAAAUAUCCAAAUUUUUACCUGAAUUUAAAAUUUUACCAUAUUGGGGGAAUGCAAAUGACCGUAAAGUUCUUAGAAAAUUUUGGGAUAGGAAAAAUUUAAGGUAUAGUAAGAAUGCGCCAUUCCAUGUAAUGGUUACUUCCUACCAAAUGGUUGUCACUGAUGCUAACUAUUUGCAGAAAAUGAAAUGGCAAUAUAUGAUACUGGAUGAAGCCCAAGCCAUUAAAUCUUCACAAUCAUCGAGAUGGAAGAAUUUAUUAAGUUUUCACUGUCGUAAUAGGUUACUAUUAACGGGUACUCCUAUUCAAAACAGUAUGCAGGAAUUAUGGGCACUUUUACAUUUUAUUAUGCCCUCCCUUUUCGAUUCGCACGAUGAAUUUAAUGAAUGGUUCUCUAAGGAUAUUGAAUCCCACGCAGAAGCUAAUACCAAAUUAAACCAACAACAGUUACGUCGUCUGCAUAUGAUCUUAAAACCAUUCAUGUUGAGGCGUGUGAAAAAGAACGUUCAAUCAGAAUUAGGUGACAAGAUCGAAAUUGAUGUUCUAUGUGAUUUAACUCAAAGGCAGGCUAAAUUAUAUCAGGUGUUGAAAUCUCAAAUUUCUACCAACUACGAUGCGAUUGAAAACGCCGCUACAAAUGAUUCUACUUCUAAUUCCGCUUCAAAUUCUGGCUCUGACCAGAACUUGAUUAACGCAGUCAUGCAAUUCAGAAAAGUUUGUAACCACCCGGAUCUUUUUGAAAGAGCAGAUGUGGAUUCUCCGUUUUCCUUCACUACUUUUGGUAAGACCACUUCAAUGUUAACUGCAUCCGUGGCUAAUAAUAACAAUAGCGUAAUUAGCAAUAGUAAUAUGAAUCUCUCUAACAUGAGCAGCAAUAAUAUUUCGAAUGGCAAAUUUACUGAUCUGAUCUACUCUUCAAGAAACCCAAUAAAAUACAGUCUACCACGAUUGAUUUAUGAAGACUUGAUCUUACCAAAUUACAAUAACGAUGUGGACAUAGCACAUAAAUUGAAGAAUGUGGAAUUUAAUAUUUUUAACCCAUCAAUUAAUUAUGAACUGUGCCUAUUCUUAUCUAAAAUAACCGGUGAAACCUCGCUGAAUGAAUUUUUCAGAGUGUCUAAUACGCCCUUACUCAAGCAAAUAAUAGAACGUACAGAUAAUUCAAAAAAUACUAACAGUUUAAUUUUUAGUAUUAAUAAAGAGCUACGCGAAGUUACUAAAAAUGCACCUUCCAACGGCGUAAUGGCUUCAUUGUUGAACGUUAAAAAACAUGCCUAUGAAGAUGAGUAUCUGAAUAAUAUACAACGUGGUUAUCAUCCUAAUGUGUCUGCUCCUCCGGUCACCAUUGAAGUUCUUGGUUCUAGUCAUAUUACUAAUAGCAUAAAUAACGAACUAUUUGACCCGUUAGUAAGUCAGGCAUUAUCCGAUAUUCCAGCGCUAACGCAAUAUAACAUGCACGUCAAGAAAAGAAUACCUGUUGAAGAUUUCCCAAAGACGGGUUUACUCCCUGAGCCAUUAAAUAAGAAUUUCUCAUCCAACAUUUCUAUGCCAUCUAUGGAUAGGUUCAUUACCGAAUCAGCAAAGUUAAGAAAGUUGGAUGAAUUGUUGGUAAAAUUGAAGUCAGAGGGUCACAGGGUCCUAAUAUAUUUCCAAAUGACCAAAAUGAUGGAUUUAAUGGAAGAAUACUUGACCUACAGACAGUAUAAUCAUAUUAGACUUGAUGGUUCUUCAAAGUUGGAGGACCGUCGAGAUUUAGUUCAUGAUUGGCAGACCAAUCCAGAAAUCUUUGUUUUUCUCCUAAGUACAAGAGCAGGUGGUCUAGGUAUCAAUUUGACCGCCGCUGAUACUGUCAUAUUCUAUGAUUCCGAUUGGAACCCUACUAUUGAUUCACAGGCUAUGGAUAGAGCACAUAGAUUGGGCCAAACAAGGCAAGUCACAGUGUACAGACUGCUUGUUCGUGGUACCAUCGAAGAAAGGAUGAGGGAUAGAGCAAAGCAAAAGGAGCAAGUUCAACAAGUUGUCAUGGAAGGUAAGACACAGGAAAAGAACAUUAAAACCAUUGAAGUGGGUGAAAAUGAUUCCGAAGUCACUCGCGAAGGUAGCAAAAGCAUAAGUCAAGAUGGAGUUAAAGAAACGGCAAGUGCAUUGGCAUAA
Saccharomyces paradoxus is the source of this 4425-nucleotide messenger RNA. RefSeq names its product chromatin-remodeling ATPase INO80 (gene INO80). Gene Ontology annotation, biological process: DNA-templated transcription; DNA repair; chromatin remodeling. The coding region runs from base 1 to 4425 and encodes 1474 amino acids. Gene Ontology annotation, molecular function: ATP binding; histone binding; DNA binding. Gene Ontology annotation, cellular component: Ino80 complex; nucleus. NCBI's taxonomy places the organism in Eukaryota, Fungi, Ascomycota, Saccharomycetes, Saccharomycetales, Saccharomycetaceae. The transcript has a single exon. The record is from RefSeq and is a predicted model, not a curated record.